This is a messenger RNA of Lytechinus pictus (painted urchin), 2454 nucleotides long. Its product is annotated as transforming growth factor-beta-induced protein ig-h3-like. NCBI's taxonomy places the organism in Eukaryota, Metazoa, Echinodermata, Echinoidea, Temnopleuroida, Toxopneustidae. Gene Ontology annotation, molecular function: cell adhesion molecule binding. Gene Ontology annotation, cellular component: extracellular matrix. The record is from RefSeq and is a predicted model, not a curated record. Gene Ontology annotation, biological process: extracellular matrix organization; cell adhesion. Bases 111 to 1145 code for a protein of 344 amino acids. The transcript has 5 exons.
AGCUAGGGUAUAAAUACAGGAGAUUUUCCUCAUAUCGGCACACCUUGUCACCACUGCGGCUAACCGGAACGUCUCUCUGCGCCUCGCCUUGCACCAUCAAACAUCCAGUCAUGAAGUAUUUCGUUGUUAUCUUGGUCGUUCUCGUCGGGGCAGUUGUCGCCAAACCGAAGACGACCACUUCCGAUGACCUGAAACAACAGAACAAGGACAUCUCGUCCAAGGAGUACCUUAAACGGGUCUUCCAGCACUCUGUGGUCUCUUACGUCGGAAGUGACGCCCAGGACAUUGUCGAGAAGCUACAAGAUCUUGGGCUUCAUGAGGCAGCAACCAUCGCCAAGCAGGUAGAUCUGAAGCAGAUCCUUCGAGACAGUGACCUUCCAUCCGUCACGUUGUGCAUGCCCAAUGACAAGGCUGUCCAGAAGUGGAGGCAGGAGCUCCCCAGAAGACAGAUGCCAGAGAGAGAGAUCUUGAAGAAUCUGGUCAAGGCUUGGAUCGUUCCAAAAAGGGUCAUGUCAUCCGAGAUCACAAAUAACCAGAAGAUGGAGAGCUUGAAUGGCGCCAAACUAAGAUUCAACAUCUACAGUGAUGUCGAAAGGGUAAAGGUCGCCACUGUCAAUGGUGCUCGAAUCACUGACGCCAUUACGACAUCCGUCAAUGAAAUCAUCCAGAUCGUCGACAAGGUCAUCUAUCCACUUCCGAUUGGUAGUGUCAUAGAGACUUUGGUCGAUAGCAAAGCUUUCUCCGUCAUCGUCGAUCUCGUGAGCCAGGCCGGACUCAAGGAAGAACUUGAAUCUGAUCCAAUAACGGUUAUUGUACCAACCAACGACGCCUUCCAAGCUCUCCCAUCCGGUGUCCUAGACGACCUCAAACGCGACAACGACAAACUUCGUAACCUGCUCAGAUACCAUGUGAUCUCUGAGGUCAGAUAUUCUGUCUCCUUGACGUCUGGACAGCGCAUCCGUGCUUCACAGGGAGAUGAAAUUUCAGUCACCCGCAAUAAUGAAGACCAAAUUGUCCUGAAUGAGCAGAGUGAGCAGUCGGAAGCUCCACGAGUGAUCUUACGGGAUAUUCCUACCACCAACGGAGUCAUCCAAGUAGUCGACCGUGUCGUUCUCCCGCCUCAAAGACACUUCGUUCUAGUUUAACCCAAUCAGACUGAUCAGCCCUGCAAUGAUCGUUGUCCACAUGGGUUUAAAUUUUAUUUUCAAAGUAAUUGUUUAAUAAUUCUGUGUAAUUACAGAAAUAAAACUACCCCUUUCUAUAUUGCAAAAACUUGGUUUUUCUGGCCCUUUUUCCCCCGAUAUGUUUAUGCAGUGAAGUUUGCUACUGUGUCGAGAAAAAGGAUACAAAGCUUUUUUCGAUUUUCUUCACCUGUGAGUGUCAGAAAUACAUUAAAAAACGUUGAAGAAAAUCGAUGGGCGAGUAGAAGAAUGAAUGAGAGUUCCAUCCGUUUGAUAUAAUUCCCGGGGGGGGGGGCACUUCCAUUGACACCAUGCGCGACCAUGGGUUCUCAAUAAGCACCCUAAACAAAUAUUUUCCAUAUUCUGAAAAUGCAGCCCUUUACAAGUAUUGGAAACAAAACGAUACCCUUGGCAAGUAUUCCCUAAACUGACCCCUAAACAAGUACAGUGAAAUUAUUUUUUUGUUAUAUUACGGACGUCGAUCGGUCGUCGUUUUUACCUUUACCUAUAUCAUUGGGUUUAUUACGGCCUCACCUCGCGCAAAUCGGACUCUAAACACGUAGUGUUGGGGCAAAAAGUACAUCCUUUAUAAAUCUUUUAGUCUUAAUUUUAUACCCCCGCAAAUUUGACCCUAGAUUAGGUUAUUGAAUUUUAAAGUUUAGCAAUAUUGUGUGAAAACAGUCGUCAUGAAUAUUAUUAGGUAAGCUGAUGUCACAUCCCCACUUGCUCUUUUGUAUUUUAUUAUAUGAAAUAGGUUUAUUAAUUGUUUUCCUCCAAGAACUAGAAAAAUUGGAUUGACAACUGAUUUAGUGCAUUAGAUAUUUAUUGCAACUUAUUUCAUUAUAAGGGAAACAUAUCAUUCACACAAGUAUGAAAUAUUGAAAACAAAUAUUUUAUGUAAUAACGUCAGAAAACGGAAAGUGGGGAUGUGACAUAUCAGCCCACCUAUAAUAUUCACGACGACUGUUUUCACAAAAUAUUGCUUAUAACUUUAAACUUCAAAAAAAUGUGAUCCGAUUGAAAUUUUCGGCAUUUUGCUCGGUGAAUUCUCUAUGUAUUAAGAAUUUAAGAUAUAAAUAUUUUCAGCCCGGACCAUCCCUUUUAAAAUGUCUCGUAUUUUAUUCAGGAGCGGAUCGAUGAGGGGCACAAAGAGAGCCAAGUGAAUUUUCUUGGAUUUAGUUAUAUUUGUAUAUCAGAGUGUGUGUAUUCCUAUAAUUGCGCCCCGCUUGGAUCCGCCACUGUUUAAUUAUACUUCGAAAACGUGGUCAAGAUA